Messenger RNA from Rotaria sordida, 1166 nucleotides. Lineage: Eukaryota; Metazoa; Rotifera; Eurotatoria; Philodinida; Philodinidae. The record is from the annotation of a GenBank genome assembly.
AUGAUAAAUAUUGUUUGGAGUAUAUUCAAUGCAAUUUCAAUAAAAAACACUCGUCCAUCAAAAUCUGUUAUUAUAUUUUAUACUAAAUUUGAUUUCUUUUCUAUUUUUCAACCAACAAAUGCUGGUGCUCAAUCAACAGCAUUUGGUGUAAUUACAUUACUUGGUUUAGCUUGGUUAUUAGGUAGAAUUAAUCUAACUCAAUUGUUAAUUACAAAUAAUAAUAAUAUUAAUAAAGAUAUUGUUCUUUUGUUUAUUAAUGGUGAAAAUUGGAAUUAUUAUGGAACAUUUGAAUUAAGUAAAAUCAUUUUAGAAAAACGAUUUCCUUAUAAAAUAGACAAAUCAUCCCAUCAAGAUAAUUUACAUCCAAUUGAACCUGAACAUAUUGAUAUUAUAAUUAAUAUUGAUCAAUUAGGUAUUAAUCAUAAUCAUACAUAUAUUUUGUAUGAUAAUAUUCAUCCAUUCCUUGAAAAAUUCAAGUAAGAAUAAAAAGAACAGAUUUAUACGAUUUGCUAACCGUUGAUUACAUGAAUAUAUCAUUUAUAAUGAAGGAUCGCCACUUUAAUUCAUUGGUGAUGUAUGAUCCAAUAUUUACUUCUGCAAACUCAAUGUUUCCUCAAAAAAAAAUUUUUAAGUUUCCUUAAUUAAAAAAAUAUUACUAUUAAUCGGUGAAAAAUAAUGGCGUUUGUGCAAAAAAUGUGAUACGCUUUUCAAAUCUAUCAAUCUGAUGGAAGUAGAAAAGUGUUUGAGCCUACCCUAACCUACGAAGCGUGAAUCUAGGAUAGGCCCAACUCUUGUGAUUCCACCCCGUAUGCUUAUUGGACACAAGUUGAUAGUAGAUAAAAUGUGCACUAACCUUGUAAAACUAGGCAUGUGUAGUUCUAGUGUAAAUACUGACACCGAUUUUAUCGACAGUAUGUCUACUGAAUACUACUAUUCAUUGACUCAUACUGAAGCUCACUGAAACACUGACAAUGCUGAUAUCAGUGCUCAAUGAGACACUGAGGCACCGAUUCUGUGAGAGUAUACACCUUUGGUGCAUUAGUUUAGAGUAGGCGUGGGUAUUAGAAUUCAUCACACAUCCCCACAUUCAAUAUGUCAUAUCGUUAUCCCCGUACAUGAAUAUAUGUAACUUUAUGAAUAAUAAAAGUUUUUAGUCGAAAAUGAGA